CGGUUUGAGCAGAAUUUUGUUCUUUUUGGAAGCAUUGUAAAGACAAAACCGUAUAUUUACAGGGACAGGAAGGAAUGGGCAGAUAUUGAACCUGUGCCUCAAAACGAUGGGCCAAGUCCUGUUGUUCAGAUCAUCUACAGUGAAAAAUUUCGAGAUGUCUAUGAUUAUUUCCGGGCUGUUCUGCAGCGGGAUGAGAGAAGUGAAAGAGCUUUCAAGCUAACAGCAGAUGCCAUUGAAUUAAACGCUGCAAACUACACAGUAUGGCAUUUCCGGAGAGUCCUCUUGCAGUCUUUGGGAAAGGAUCUCCAUGAGGAACUCAAGUAUAUUACAGCUAUCAUUGAAGAUCAACCAAAGAACUACCAAGUCUGGCAUCACAGACGGGUGUUGGUGGAGUGGCUGCAGGAUCCGUCCCAAGAGCUUGAGUUCAUAGCUGACAUUCUUAACCAAGAUGCCAAAAAUUACCAUGCGUGGCAACACAGACAGUGGGUUAUUCAGGAGUUCAAAUUAUGGGGCAAUGAACUGGAAUACGUAGACCAGCUUUUGAGGGAAGAUGUGAGAAACAACUCUGUUUGGAACCAGCGACACUUUGUCAUUUUCAACACCACUGGCUACGAUGAUCCAGCAGUCCUAGACAGAGAAGUCCAAUACACUCUUGAGAUGAUCACAGCAGUGCCACAUAAUGAGAGCGCUUGGAACUAUUUAAAAGGGAUUCUACAGGAUCGUGGUCUUUCUAAGUAUCCAAAUCUGUUAGAGCAACUGUUGAAUUUACAGCCCAGCCACAGUUCACCCUAUCUGAUUGCCUUUCUUGUGGACAUAUAUGAAGAUAUGCUUGAAAACCAGUGUGAUAACAAGGAAGAAACACUAAAUAAGGCAUUGGAGUUGUGUGAAAUUCUGGCUAAAGAAAAAGACACCAUCCGAAAGGAGUACUGGAGAUACAUUGGAAGGUCUCUUAAGAACAAGCACAGCUCGGGCACUGAGCAGAGCACGCUGACAGACAAGCAGCAGUAACUGAACACGGAAGAAAACGUUGCUAAGCUCUCAAGCUGUUCUAACGCAGUACCAAGUAGGGUCACCAACUCGUUUGAAAUCCAGUGUAGUAUUCCCCUAGUGCAGAGGUAUUGCAAUGAAAGAGGAGCGCAGAGUGCUGUAUAGUCUUGGGUCACUGCUGCCACUGGUGAUAGCUCUAGGUGCAGUCAAGGAACGUAUUAAGGCUUAAUUAUUGAAAUGUACCAAACACAAAGGGUUUAGUUCCUAAUAAUAAAUACAUGAAGCUAUACCUACUAUUUGUAAGGC
This is a messenger RNA of Tauraco erythrolophus (red-crested turaco), 1293 nucleotides long. NCBI's taxonomy places the organism in Eukaryota, Metazoa, Chordata, Aves, Musophagiformes, Musophagidae. The record is from RefSeq and is a predicted model, not a curated record.